GAAAGCCAUUUUUUCCCACAAGAAGCAUAAAUUUCAAUGGCAGUACUCUCUCACUCUCUAAACCCUUGACACCAAAUUCCAUUUUGAUUUCUUCAAUCGCCAUUCAUUCGCAGCCACGCCUCCGGAAAUUGAAUCCGAAUCAGUUCAAUUUCUGCUCUUGAUUAUUAUAUUCUUUCUCCGAUUCCAUUCCCAAGGAACCAAAUCACUCAUCUUCUCCAUUUCCAUCCUAAAUUCCAUCGUUUUAAGCUCCGUUGGUCUCAGUUUCCCUCACAGCGAGAAACCCAAUGGCCUCACUUCAGUCCUUCAUCGGUUGCUCCUGUUCUUCCCAUCCCGGUUCAGUCCUGUUUCGUGCUCCCAUCAAUGGCUGGAGAGUUCGCGCCUGCCUUGGCGUCGAGGUGCAGGGACCCAGCUCGACGAAGCACCGAAAGGGGGAAAUCGGUUUAUCGAGCGAGGAGGUGAUCGAUUUGGACCGUAAGGUUCUGGUCGGAACCUAUGCUCGAGCGCCGGUUGUUCUUUCCAGCGGCAAGGGCUGUAAACUGUAUGAUCUCGAAGGGCGAGAGUAUUUGGAUAUGGCGGCCGGGAUUGCUGUGAAUUCCCUAGGUCACGGUGAUCCCGAUUGGCUGCGGGCGGUGAUUGAGCAGGCGAAUACCGUCUCUCACGUUAGCAACAUCUUUUAUUCCAUCCCUCAGGUGGAACUUGCAAAACGCCUUGUGGCAAAAUCGUUUGCGGAUCGUGUGUUUUUCACCAACUCUGGCACGGAAGCAAAUGAAGCGGCCAUCAAAUUUUCCAGGAAGUUUCAGAGAUUUUCUCAUCCAGAUGCCAAACAACCUCCUGUGGAGUUCAUUGCUUUCUCCAAUUGUUUCCAUGGCAGGACAAUGGGUGCUCUUGCCUUAACGAGUAAAGAGCAUUACAGGGCCCCUUUCGAGCCCGUUAUGCCGGGUGUUACUUUCUUACCAUACGGGGAUAUUGAGGCUGCAAGAAACUUGAUUCUUCAAGGAAAAAUUGCAGCGGUUUUCGUCGAACCCCUCCAGGGUGAAGGUGGCAUUCACAGUGCCACAAAGGAGUUCUUGCUUUCCUUGAGAAGUGCUUGCGAUGAGGCUGGAUCUCUUCUAGUCUUCGAUGAGGUUCAAUGUGGGUUGGGUAGAACUGGUCAUCUAUGGGCACAUGAAACCUAUGGUUUAUUUCCAGAUAUAAUGACCCUUGCCAAGCCUCUAGCCGGAGGUCUCCCGAUUGGGGCUGUACUAGUGACCGAAAGAAUCGCUGCUGCAAUAAACUAUGGAGACCAUGGAAGCACUUUUGCAGGCUCGCCCCUCGUCUGCAAUGCUGCAAUCGCUGUCCUAGACAAGAUCUCAGAUCCCGGGUUCUUGCUCAGCGUCUCCCACAAAGGCGAGUACAUGAAAAAUUUGCUGAGGAAAAAGCUGGGAAGAAACUCACAUGUCAAAGAAGUGAGAGGGCAAGGGCUUAUUCUGGGGAUAGAACUGGAUGUGCCUGCAGGCCCUCUCGUAGACGCCUGUCGAAACUGCGGUCUGUUGAUAUUAACCGCGGGUAAGGGGAACGUUGUUCGGUUGGUGCCGCCAUUGAUCAUCACAGAGCAAGAACUGGAGCAUGCUGCUAAUGUUCUGCUGGAUUGCAUCUCUGUACUUGGCUGAUCUAAAAUUAUACCAGAUGACAAUUCUUACCAAGUCUUGUAUGUACUGUAAUGAUUUGAAGUAAACUUUUAUCUUGUCCAUUUGGUGGUCUCAAAAGGAGGGGAAAAAGAAGAAGCUUUUGCAAGUACUCUGUUUGUGUUACCCUUUGAAAUGAUUAGUGUUAGUUUUAAAGUCUACUUUAAUAAAAUAUCCUUAUCUAUCAUUGUAUAAA
Momordica charantia (bitter melon) is the source of this 1860-nucleotide messenger RNA. It is a transcript of the gene WIN1, whose product is annotated as HOPW1-1-interacting 1. Gene Ontology annotation, molecular function: transaminase activity; identical protein binding; pyridoxal phosphate binding. The record is from RefSeq and is a predicted model, not a curated record. NCBI's taxonomy places the organism in Eukaryota, Viridiplantae, Streptophyta, Magnoliopsida, Cucurbitales, Cucurbitaceae. Gene Ontology annotation, cellular component: chloroplast stroma. Gene Ontology annotation, biological process: arginine metabolic process.